UAACUAUACCUUUGACCCAACGACGUAGAUGAGGAGGAGAAAACAACACAGACAAAACAGGCCACGCCAAGCGGGUCGUUUCGACAAAGCGGACCAAGAUUUCGAAAGCGGGUGGUUUUGACAGUUUGAACAUCGAAACCCGACCCAAAGGAAGCUUCGGAUCUCAUAUUAUUCCGAUUCCCGAUUCUGUAUAAAGCAACAGACGUGGACAUUUCAACGUUCGAAUCCACCAGCCGGCUCAGCCCUCAUAGGAAACAUCAAAUAACCCCCUCUUUUUUUUCCAACAUACAACCGGUAAAAUCUCGUUUAUUUUCUUCAGAACGGGAAGAGUGGCGUAUGGCGUAAAUGGCCUCGGAGAGGGAAAGUUUCGACCUUUCAGGACCAUUGCACCUAACUUCCAUUGACUGGCAGAACACUCAGCAUCGAAGAUCUGUUGCCGCUUGUUUGGUUCAGGGUGUCUACAUUCUUGAACGGGACCGCCAAGAGGAAAGAGAAGGGCCCCAGGCCCUUGCUCCUCCUUGGUGGGAGUUCUUCCAUUUUAAGCUGCUCCGUAAGCUUGUGGAUGAUGUUGGUUUCUCUACCUUUGGUGCCUUAUACGAGUUUAAACCUCCACCAUCUCUUUGUAACCGUCCAUCGGAAGGAAGCCCUUGUUAUGUGAUUGCCUUCCGAGGCACCUUAACGAAGUAUGACUCAGUCUCACGAGAUCUUGAGUUGGAUGUUGAGGUGAUCCGAAAUGGACUUCACAGGACAUCUCGCUUCGAGAUUGCUGUGCAAGCUGUCCGAAAUAUGGUUGCUGCAUCAGGUCCUUCAAAUGUUUGGUUAGCUGGCCACUCCUUGGGGUCUGCCAUGGCAAUGCUUGCUGGAAAAACUAUGGCUAGCUCUGGCAAUUAUCUCGAAUCUUUUCUCUUCAAUCCGCCAUUUGUGUCUGCCCCAAUAGAGAGGAUUCAGGAUACGAGAGUGAAGCAUGGGCUUCGGUUUGCAGGCAGUGUGAUUACUGCUGGACUCACUCUUGCUAUGAAGGCUAAACAGCAGCAGCAACAACAACAACAACAACAACACAGAAGUCAACCAGAAGACGAACCAUUCACUACUAUGGCUGCAUGGCUCCCAGGUCUAUUUGUCAAUCCAGCUGAUGACAUCUGCUCUGAGUAUAUAGGGUAUUUCGAACAUAGGAAAAAGAUGGAGGACAUUGGAGCAGGAGCCAUUGAGCGGUUAGCAACCCAGAACUCUCUGGGGGGUCUACUAAUGCACGCAAUGGGAAAGCAGGCAGCACCCGAGCCGCCAUUGCACCUCAUUCCUUCUGCAAAUCUGACUGUUAAUUUAACCCCUUCAAGGGAUCUGAAAGAAGCCCAUGGAAUUCAUCAGUGGUGGAGAGAUGACCUGCAAUUACUUUCUGAGGUCCACAGAUACAAAUAGCGUUUCGGUAUUUUGGUGAACAGUAAAGCAGCAGCCUCCAAGCUCGUUUACAUCAACCAAUAGUUUGGAAAUAACAAAGCAAAGAAAUGAGGAAGAAGAGCAAUUGGAGGUUGAAGAGUCUCUCUAUACAAAGGGUAUCCUACAUUACUCAAAUGUGAAGCGGUUUACUUAACUGUUCAGCAAUCGGAGCAAGUUGAAAUGAUACUGAUGUCAUAUAAGUUGUUUAUUCAUUUACCUUAAUUGCACCGUGACGGAUAUUGAUGAUUACUAAAAUGCCAUUGUUCUUGUACAUCAUAGUAAACGUGAAAGUUUGCAUU
This is a messenger RNA of Pyrus x bretschneideri (Chinese white pear), 1733 nucleotides long. Its product is annotated as GDSL esterase/lipase At4g10955. The transcript has 3 exons. Lineage: Eukaryota; Viridiplantae; Streptophyta; Magnoliopsida; Rosales; Rosaceae. Gene Ontology annotation, biological process: lipid metabolic process. Bases 346 to 1416 code for a protein of 356 amino acids. The record is from RefSeq and is a predicted model, not a curated record.